AUGUGUGCGCAGUUCCGAAUCACUCACUGGAAUUUAACCGCAUACUGGCCACAAAUGAAUGGGGUUGUGGAAGCCGCCAACAAAAACAUCCAGAAGAUCCUCAGAAAGAUGAUUGAUAACUACAAAGACUGGCAUGAACAAUUGCCAUAUGCAUUACUGGGAUAUCGCACAACCGCCAGAACUUCAAUCGGAGCCACUCCAUACCUGCUGGUCUAUGGCACUGAGGUAGUAAUACUAGCCGAAGCAGAAAUCCCUUCACUUCGAAUCAUACAAGAAGCUGAGUUGGACGAUGCAGAAUGGAUUAGCAAGAGGUAUGAACAACUAGCUUUGAUAGAUGAAAAACGAAUGAUUAUUGUUUGCCAUGGUCAAUUGUACCAACAAAGAAUGGCACGAGCUUUCAACAAGCAUGUACUAUCAAGAGGAACCGUGGUACUUGCUGAAAUGGAUGGUCAGGAGUGGCCUAGAGCAAUAAUUCAGAUGCCAUCAAGAGAUACUACGUGUCAAGAAGAAGACGACUACAAAGAUUCAGAGUUUUUAUAG
Lycium ferocissimum is the source of this 540-nucleotide messenger RNA. RefSeq lists its product as uncharacterized. The record is from RefSeq and is a predicted model, not a curated record. NCBI's taxonomy places the organism in Eukaryota, Viridiplantae, Streptophyta, Magnoliopsida, Solanales, Solanaceae. Gene Ontology annotation, molecular function: nucleic acid binding. The coding region runs from base 1 to 540 and encodes 179 amino acids. Gene Ontology annotation, biological process: DNA integration. The transcript has 2 exons.